Messenger RNA from Aspergillus steynii IBT 23096, 1630 nucleotides. Its product is annotated as bZIP transcription factor. Gene Ontology annotation, molecular function: DNA-binding transcription factor activity, RNA polymerase II-specific; RNA polymerase II cis-regulatory region sequence-specific DNA binding. The record is from RefSeq and is a predicted model, not a curated record. The coding region runs from base 486 to 1352 and encodes 288 amino acids. Lineage: Eukaryota; Fungi; Ascomycota; Eurotiomycetes; Eurotiales; Aspergillaceae. The transcript has a single exon. Gene Ontology annotation, biological process: regulation of transcription by RNA polymerase II.
GGUGGUGUGACAGGUGCAUCAGCACUCGUUUCAUCGAUCUGCAAUACGCCAUUGGCUGGGCCAUGAGUCUGGCUGAUCUGAACGCAGGACAUGGAGUGACUGCUAGGGUUCAGGGUGUCAUCCCAGCCAAUCGCAGCUCGCAGCCGAUGAUCUGCGUGGCAAACCUGGAACAGCUGGAUCCAUUCAUACCAUCCAAGGUAUGGAGGAGGUGGUCUCGGACUGGCAUCCGCCAGACAACGGCCUAGUCUUCUACCUUCCAUGUCUUUCACUUUAAGACCGAGGGCGCCCGCGUCGCCAUUUUUCAAGCCAACCGUUGCAGAAGUCCGACCAUUUAAAAAGCAUGGCACCUGCCCUCGUGCGACUGCUCGGUUUACUCUACAUCGUGUCCACUAAAUAGGCGCCCUCGAUCGUGUAUCGCCUUUGUCUAAUCCUCUGCGCGAAAUGCACCCUUCUGUUCACACUCCUUUACACGAAGUGCUCGAAAGAUGUCCGCCCAAAUAACCCACCCGCCCAGUGCGAAUCUCGCCUUCCCUGACCCUGCGACCAGCGCCUUCGCUCUACCGAAUGUCCCGCUUACACCGGGGUUCUUCUCGCUCCCUUCCCUCGCAAAUACAGUCGACUGGCCGCUAUCUGACACUCUCCCUACGCCGCCUCCAAUCCCUUCUUGGGCCAUCAAACCCGACCCAGACGGACUCAAUCCUCCAAGCCAGCAGCAAAAGUCGCUAUGCAUCGACCCGUCCCUCCAACCGUCCUCCAAACCAUCACCCUCUACAACCGCAAGCACAAAACCCCCACGAAGUGCAUCAUCAUCGACACCCACCUCCUCAUCAGCCUCAUCACAAACACCACCAUCCCAAUCGAAAUCCCAAAUUUCGAAAGACCGCCUCAAACGCGAAAACUUCCUCGCCCGCAACCGCAUGGCCGCCAGCAAAUGCCGGCAGAAGAAGAAGAAGCACAACAAAGCGCUCGAGAACGAGUACGAGCGGGUCGCGCGAGAGAAGAAGCUCCUACAGACCGAGGCGGACUAUCUGCGCGCGCAGGUCCUGCAGCUGAAAGACGAGCUGCUGCGGCAUUCGCAGUGCGAGGAUGCGUCGAUCAAGGGGCAUUUGAAUAAGAUGGUGACUCAGGUGGCGAUGACGAGGAAGAGUGAUACGUUUAUUGAUAUUAAUAGUUUGCUGACGACGAGCGAGGAGGAGGGGAGUGUGGAUGCGGAUAGUCCGUUGUUGCAGGAGGUGAUGGAGCCGGAGAGGAGGGAUUUAUAUCGGAUGGGAGAGGGGGAGGUGGAUGCUGCUGGACCAGGGGUUGGAGUGCGGACAGGGGAUAAUUUUGAUGAUUUUGUUGAUUUCGGUUGAUUACCCCUUUCUCGGAUUUUCUGGCUGAUGUUGGAGUUGGUCUGGUGUGCUUUUUGAUAUCAAGGGUCGGCGUUUGUCUAUUCUGUUCUAUUAACGAAUGUAUACGAUGUUAAUGUGCGUUUUGGCUGUGGUCUACAAUUAUAGGCGCUUAUUUAAUCAUCUUCUGGUUUUGUUGGACUUUCUCGACUUCGUGUUUGUUUAUCCUCUCUCACUCGCUCAAGAUGCCUUUUCAUCAGUAGGUACUCUGUAUGGUGUGCCUAGGUUCGAUAUAAUAUACA